ACCACACAAAACUUUGAUUUUGAGAAUAACACCACACAACAAAACUUGAGUUUAACAACUAAAAGAAGAAUCUAAACACUAAACAGAGAAACGAGAUGGCAAGCAAUGGCGAUGACAGCUACAACAGAAACCUUUGGCGGUUCAAAGGAAACGGUGCGACGAGUGAUGCAGCGGCAGUAACAUUGAGAAAGCUUGCUUUCGGGAUGUUUAAAAACUGCAGUUUAAACAGUGGAAAGACAGUCUUAUGCCCAACUCCUGGUGAUCCCAAUGCGUCUCCAAGCUUCAGGACUUGUCCCGAGGCCGAGGAAGCCGUGGCUGCAGCAGCACGUUCACGCAUGGCCAACUCUUAUGCACCAAGUCCCGGAAUUUUCAAGGCCAGAAGAGCGGUAGCUGACUAUCUUAACCGAGAGCUUCCUGCGAAGCUCAAAGCAGAGGAUGUGUACGUCACCGGAGGUUGCAACCAGGCAAUAGAGAUUGUAAUUGAUUCUCUUUCUGGUAAUCCAGCCGCUAACAUUCUGCUUCCAAGGCCCGGCUAUCCCCACUAUGAUGCUCGCGCAGUCUUUAGCGGCCUCGAGAUUCGCAAAUACGACCUCCUCCCCACAAGGAACUGGGAGAUCGAUCUUGAUGGCCUCGAGGCUGCUGCCGAUGAGAAUACCGUCGCAAUGGUUCUCAUCAAUCCCAAUAACCCUUGUGGAAACGUCUACUCCUACGAUCAUCUCACCAAGGUUGCGGAGUUGGCAAGAAAACUUGGUAUAAUGGUGAUAUCUGACGAAGUAUAUGAUCGUGUUGUAUAUGGAGACAAACCUUUUAUUCCCAUGGGGACGUUCGCAUCAAUAGCUCCAGUGAUCACCCUUGGAUCCAUAUCCAAAGGAUGGGUUGUCCCAGGCUGGAGAAUCGGCUGGAUCGCCAUGAACGAUCCUAAUGGCAUUUUUAGAUAUACAGGGGUAGUUCAAGCAAUAGAGGAUUGUCUUGAUUUAACUCCACAACCUUCAUUAAUUCUUCAGGAAGCACUUCCUGAUAUAUUGGAGAAAACACCAAAGGAAUUCUUCGCCAAGAAGCUCAAAGCCAUGAGACGCAACGUAGAGCUUUCGUGUGAGAGGCUCAUGGACAUUCCUUGUCUCUUUUGCCCCAAGAAACCCGAAUCUUGUUCUUAUUUAUGGGUAAUGCUUGACACAUCUAUGUUGAAUAAUAUUAAAAAUGAUUUUGAUUUUUGCUCGAAGCUAGUUACUGAGGAAAGUCUUGUCCUGAUACCAGGAGUUGCUCUAGGCGCAAAGAAUUGGGUGAGGAUAUCGAUCGGAGCUGAGGAAUCAGUGUUAGAUGAAAUAUUUGACAGAUUAAAGAGCUUUUACAUUCGUCAUGCCAUUUCCAAAGAAGCAAUCAAAUUCGAUGGUGAUACCAUUAAUCUGAUGGUUGUUUCCGUUAUUUAAGUGUCGUCCACACUUGCACUUUUGUAUACUUCCAUUAUAUUUACAACACAUAUAUAAGCUGGAAAACAUGUAAUAUCAAAAAGGUACUAAUAUAUUUUCUUUUCUUGAGUGCUUCAUUUUCUUCUCUUUAACAUCAUUAAGAGAUAAAAUAUUGUUUUCAAC
Messenger RNA from Eruca vesicaria subsp. sativa (arugula), 1589 nucleotides. NCBI's taxonomy places the organism in Eukaryota, Viridiplantae, Streptophyta, Magnoliopsida, Brassicales, Brassicaceae. The record is from the annotation of a GenBank genome assembly.